This is a messenger RNA of Closterium sp. Yama58-4, 576 nucleotides long. The record is from the annotation of a GenBank genome assembly. Lineage: Eukaryota; Viridiplantae; Streptophyta; Zygnematophyceae; Desmidiales; Closteriaceae.
AUGGCGUCGAGGACUGGGCUCUGCCGUCGUCGCUGCGAUCAACCACGUCAUCAAAUCCUCACCUCACCGCUUUUCCUGAUCCUCCCGCUCGCGCUCUUGGCGGCUAGCGCGUUACCGCAGGCGCGAGCGGUGACGCGGAAGGACUUUGCACGCGCGGUCAACAAGGUGGCCACAUACGCCGGCAUCCUGUUCUUUUCUCCGGGUUACAAGCUCGAGCAACUCCUGAUGGAGGCGCGUGGCAUCAAGGGGCCGGUUACCGCGCUUCUUCCUGUUCGCGGGUAUUUCGCCUACACUCGUUCGCACCGGAUGGGCAAGGCACAGCUUCGCAAGGUUCGGCGUUACCACUUUCUCAACGGGACGUACAGUUACGAGGAUUUGCAAGGCCUGAUGCGGUACAGUAAGGUCACGACCAUUAACGGGCUGACCAUAACGAAGACGAACAGCAACAAGUGGCCGCUGGUGUGGCUGCAAGGGGCGGCUGGUCCGCCAGCCGUGAUUAUAGAGAAAAACUAUUACCGGGGGCUGUCGCUCACCGUCCACCUCAUAUCGCGGGUGCUAAAACCGAAGCUGAGAUGA